Messenger RNA from Rotaria sp. Silwood2, 1347 nucleotides. The record is from the annotation of a GenBank genome assembly. Lineage: Eukaryota; Metazoa; Rotifera; Eurotatoria; Philodinida; Philodinidae.
AUGAUUAUACAACAUCUUUUAUGGAUUUAUUGUCAAAUUAGAUUUGCACAAUAUCUACUUCAAUUUAUUGCAAAUACAAUUAUUCCAGAUCAUGAUGCACAUGUAUUUAAUCCACCUUUAUGGUCAUUAAAUAAUGGAACAAUUCUUGAUAUUUGUAUUGAUAAAUUUUUCUCAGGUUUACGUCGUUGGGAUGCAAUACAUUUUCUUCAUAUAGCUCGAUUUGGAUAUAUAUAUGAAAAUUCUUUAGCUUUUUUUCCAGGUUAUCCAUUAUUAUUUAUUCGUCCAUUAGGUUAUAUUUUAAAGCAAUUUUUAAAUGAAUCAAAUGCUUAUUUAUUAAGUUCAAUAUUAAUAAAUUUUUUUAUUGGAUUAUGCAAUACAUAUUUAAUAUUUCAAUUAGGAUUAAAAUAUAAUUUAAAAUUUUCUCAUGCAUAUUGGUCAUCAAUACUUUAUAUAAUUAAUCCAGCAACAAUAUUUUUUCUUGCACCAUAUUCAGAAACAUUAUUUUUAUUUAGUCAAUUAUUAGGACAUAAUUAUUUAAAACAAAAUAAAGUUUUUUAUUCAUGUCUUUGUUUUUCAUUAGGUUCAAUAAUACGUUCAAAUGGUAUUAUAUCAUUUGGUUUUAUUUUAUAUUAUUAUUUUAAAAAAAUUUAUCAAAAAAAACGACUAAUUUUUCCAAUACAUUAUUUUAUUUUAUGUAUUGUACCAUUUUUUUUCACACAAUAUUUUUUAUAUAAAGAAUAUUGUUAUGAAAAAAAUAUAAUUGAUGAAUUAAAAAUUUAUGGAUUUAAUAAUGAUAUAUCAAUGCCAUUAACAAAUUUUUCUUCUACAUGGUGUUUAAAACAAAUACCAUUAUCAUAUCAAUAUGUACAAAAAAAAUAUUGGAAUGUUGGUUUUUUAAAUUAUUGGACAUGGAAACAAAUACCAAAUUUUCUUUUAGCUUUACCAAUAUUUAUAAUAAUGGGAAAUUUUAUUAAAAAUUGGUUUCAAAUAAUAAAAAAAGAUUUAUGGAAAAAAAAAUUUCAAUAUCUUUUUUCAAAUGAAAAUCAAUCAAGAAUAAAUAUUUGGUUUGAAAAAAAUGAUUUUGUUCCACAUAUAAUUUAUAUGUUAUUUUUAAGUCUAUUUGCAUUAUUUUUUAUGCAUAUACAAGUAACAACACGUUUUCUUUUUUCAAGUGGACCAUUAUUAUAUUUUAUUUGUGCCGAUAGAAUCAAACAAUAUGAUACUAAUAAUAGAAAUCUUAUCAAGAUUUUUUAUUCAUUUCAAAAGAAAACAUUCCUUUUUUAUUAUUAUUUUAUUUAUGUCAUUAUUGGAAUCAGUCUUUUUUCGAAUUUUUUACCUUGGACAUAG